Molecule: messenger RNA, 4058 nt
Organism: Odontomachus brunneus
Lineage: Eukaryota; Metazoa; Arthropoda; Insecta; Hymenoptera; Formicidae
Exons: 9
Coding region: 1010-3304 (764 amino acids)
Source: RefSeq, a predicted model, not a curated record
UCCUGGCCGCCAGUCAGUCCCGCUCCGGGCUUCUUCGCGGCAUUAUUGCUCGCUCGGCGUUCUCCGCGCUCGGACUCGGCUCUACCUGUCAAUUUUCUGCCGCUCUUUCUGUUCUUUUCAUCAACGCCGACAAGCGUGGGAACCCAAGAACGUCGAGGGGCUCUAACGAGCAUUGUCGCAUCACCGUUCCACCCUCGUUGUUCCUCCCCCGGCGCAAUCGUGUCGAAUUUUGCCGUGGUGUGACCAUUUGUGAUCGCUCCGAGAGGACGCGCAGUGCCGAUUAUUAUGAAUUUUACCAUGACCGACUGACGCCUCGGAGAUCUCGCGAAAAUCUCGCAGAGAAUUCAUCCGCGCGAUUUCGAUCGUUCGCGCGCCAGGCAGCCGACGCAACCGUCUCGAUCUCGGCUGUGCGAUCCCGCUGAUCGAUCGCAGCUUGAAUCGCGGGGAUCGAAUUCCUCCCCGUGGCCUGGUGUAUCGUGCGUGCUAAAACGGUGCCGCUGUUCGUCCGCGAGUGAAGGCACUCUCCGGGUUUAGACGGUUCCACCAGCUGCCGCCCGUCAAAGCCGGGAGAGCGACGAGAAGCAACGCGGAAAGACGCGAUCUGAAAAUACACAUCCCGCGGAUACGUGGAUCGGCCGAGUAGGAGCGGCCGUGCAGAAUGUGAGAGGGUGUCGUUGCCAAAGAGUGAGACGAGUUCGCAGGACAUCGGCAGGACCACCGGCUCUACCCGACCGGAGCACGCGCAUCCUGUGCCAGGCUCGUCCUAGCGAUGCGACAUUCCACGCUGCUCCCACGUAGUCAUUGACAAUCAGCAUUUUUUUUUCUCUUCGCCGGGAGGAUCCAAAUCGUGCCUCAAUGUCCCAGAAUAACGAUCUACUCCGCUGCUCUUUUUCUAAUUUCCAACUGGCCGGCUCGGAGCACGGCGGAACGUCAAGGACGUGUCUUCCUCGCGUCCUUGCGUCGGCUUAUGGACGGUGCAUUAAUUCGCUCAAUGAGCAUAACAAUGUAAAUGCAGCCCUCAAUCAGAUACACCGUCCGUAGUGGCCGUUCCUCUGGAGUGCCGCAAUUUCACGAGAUGCGAAGCGAGGUGGGCGAAUGGCUGGCCACGUGCGUAGGUUCGCCGAUAUGCAUCCUGCUGCUGUCAUGGUCUCUGCUGAUCUACCAGAAUCAAUCAUCGUCCGCGAAAAGGAAGAUCGACGUGCUGACGGUCGCGAUACUCUCUCAAAGCCUCGCGCAUCAAUUGGGCCUGCUGUUGUAUGCGAUUCUCACCUUGAUCCGUCCAGCAAAUCACUUUGGAGAGCUAUGCUCGACGCUGGUGUGGGUGCUGAACUCGUCGAGCGUCCUCCAGGAGUUAACCCUGACGUCGAUCGCGGUGUUCGCCGCGAUCAGCAGCCGUGACGAAGCCGUGAACCUCACGAAGAACCACCUCAAGUAUCACCUGGUGAGCCUGAGCGUUAUCAGCGCCUGCAUCGGCGUCACAGGCGUCCUCAAUUUCGAGCCGGAGGUCUGCGUCUUCCUCGCCCAUGAAAUCUCCCACAAGUACGGGAUCUUCGUCAAUUCCCUGAGGAGUUUGCUGGUUCUCACGUCUCUCUUCGGAGUGCUGGUCGCGCUCUUCAAGAACGUCUGCCGCGCCCCGGCCUCGGAGCUGCUCAAGUCGGUCUCCGAUCUGUCCGAGGCGAGCUCGAAGAACUCCUCGGGGGCGUUCGAGUGUCACCCCCAGCAUUGGGACCCAUCCAGCGGCUCGUGCACCAGCGGCUCCACCAACAGCAGGGCGUGUCUGAGGAAGAAGAGGGUGCAGGUGGACGAGGCCAGCGGCAGAUCCACCGUCUACAGCAUCCUCUUCGUUUGCUACGUCUUCGAGCAUCUGCCCAUCCUGAUCAUCUCCAUCAGACCCAGUCUCCUGAGGAACUUCUGCACGCCGCAAAACUUGGCGACGUGGCUGCCGCUGGUGAAGGACACGCUGCUUCCGGUCUUCCUGGCACUCUUCGACAAGAUGUUCUGUCGAUACGUGGCCAAAGUGUAUACGAAGCAGAAUCACGCGAGGCGACUGUCGCACGGUGGCAUAGACGGUAAAUUUCGACACUUCGAGCAGGACACCGAGUACAAGCUUCAGUUGAACCUGAAUCACGGGCUCAAGUUCCCCCUAACUAACGGAAGCCUCUACGGACGGUUGCACAGCCAUCAGAACAGAGUCAAAACCAGCACGAUCACGAUGGGAAUCCAGCAGCAUUAUCCGAGAGCGCAACCGGUCAACGAGGACGGCAAUUACGCAUCUCUGCCGGCCGAACUGUCGUCCUUCACGAGCUCCACCUUCGAGCCGCGUCAGGACAGGAUCGUCGAGCAGCCGCCGAAGAAGAAUUCCAUGGAACAGCACAACAGCAGACGACCAAGACCGAACGAGAAUCUGCUCGAGCUCGCCGGCAACCGCAGGAAGAUCGGCAGCACCGACGUCUUCGGGCAGAACAUGGAGAAUCUGGUGCAACUCGAAGACCCGGCCAGCAAUCGGAAGUCCUUUGCCAAGAGUCUCGAUGAGAUUCGCGAGGAACCGUCCAAACGGCACGCCAGGAGUGUCCUCGGCCUGGAGAACCUGAUCGUGGGACUGGAGAGCAGCCUGCACGCGCAGCAUUAUCCUAGAAUUGCCCUUCGCAGAAAUCAAAGCUUCGAUCACGCCAGAUAUCAUCGACCUAUGCUCGAUACGAGGACCUACAACUUGAAGAAAGACAAUCAUACGCGGGAGCAACAGAACCUCCAUCAACGGCAAGACAGUCAGGGCCACUGCGACGGAUACGACAGCUCCGACGACGAGAGUUGCGACCUGGAGAACGGCGACUUUGACACUAUGAGCUCCUGCAGAAGCAGGAGCAGGAGCUGCUGCUCCGUCACCACGGUCGCCAAUGACGAUUUCGAAUAUUUCCAACGUAAGGGAACCAAGGUGGAGCUGCUGCCCUCCAAGAGAGCCGGCGAGGUAAAGGUCAGCAUGCGAUCUUUCACGCCGCGUAUCAUAGAGAACGGCACGGGCGAGCGGGAGGACAAGAAGUGCAGCAGCACCGGCAAGCCGGCCGACACGAAGCCCAGCAUACAGUCCUAUCACCUGAAGAGCAAGAGGAUCGGGCCCGGUUACUCGAUGAACGACUUGGACAAGCUUACCAUUGACAGGAAACUGCCGAACCUCUCGAUAGAGAGCCUGAAGAGCAUCCUGAAGAACUCUGACGUGAGCUAUCUCGACAACGGCGACAUAUGCAAGCAUGACAUUGGCGGCUCGGCGCCGGACUUUAAGAAGAUCUUCGUCACGGAGUUCAUAUGAGCCCGCCGAGAGGCCGGAACGCGACGUAGAGUGUUCAUAAAGGCGAAAGACCGUAUCCUUCGUCCUUGUGAUAUAGCGACGACAUACUCGUAGACGUAGCAAGUUCGCUUCUCGUUCUAUCGACCGGCGCGAUACACUUAUCAGGCAUGGAGAGUAGCCGGCGCGUACUCUCGACGCGUCCUGCGGAAGCUUCUGUUCGCGGUAGAGGUCCGAGAAACUUGUAAAUUAGAGGAUUCAUGUGCACGACGAUCGACGAGAUCGUUGGUAGAAAGGAGGAUUGAAUAUUGAGUAGCUUGCGCUCACUGCGCGCAUGUCUUCCAGACUGUUUUCAUUUUUGUAUCAUGAAACCUAAACUCGUUUAUAUGUGUGUGAGCAUCUUUCUUUUUUUUUAUAAAUAUAUUUCUUAAAGCGUCGCAUCUCCGGACUUGUCGUUUAUUCGCAAGCUGCGGUCGAUGGAGUCGCGGGUGGCGUUCUCACGGGCGCGGCGCGCCUGUUUUGUAAAAAUUCUGUAAGAUACUUUGCGACACACCUAGCGAAUUUGUUCCCGACCGCGAACGCGAUUCCACACAGCAGCGCGCGUUAUUUGUACAUAUUUUGUAUAUUUGUACUACUGCAAUAUUUAAUAUAGCGAGAGAGAUUAUGUGUACAUGUAUAUACAAUUACGCGUGACUCCACAACAUGUUCGUUUCAUUGUCGUGGAAACGACGAGCGAAUUGUAUAAAUUAAUUGCAAAUAUAUUUUACUUCUGGGUUGA